Parasteatoda tepidariorum (common house spider) is the source of this 5291-nucleotide messenger RNA. NCBI's taxonomy places the organism in Eukaryota, Metazoa, Arthropoda, Arachnida, Araneae, Theridiidae. The record is from RefSeq and is a predicted model, not a curated record.
AUGGGUAAUAUCAUCUAUUGCUCAGAACUUCAAGGAAGAACUUUAAACUUCCGCCACGAACCCUCCAGUCGAGUCGAUUUCACAAACUCUAGUGGUACAACUGUACUUUGCACUGCUGAUGGCCAGCCAGUACCAGUUAUUCGUUGGGUAAAGCAUGAUGGAGAAGUUCUUCAAGAUUUACCUGGUCUAAGAUACACGCGUCAUGAUGGCUCUCUUGUAUUUGAGCCAUUCUCGAGCGAAGAAUACAGAGCAGAUGUUCAUGCUUCUAUUUAUAGAUGCGAAGCUUCGAACAGAGUUGGCGUCAUUGGAUCAAGGGAUGUUCACGUGAGAGCGAUUGUGUUACAGCGUUAUGAAAUUAGAUUAUUUGAUGAAUUUGUCUUAAGAGGCAAUAUGGCUGUUCUUCGCUGUCCUGUUCCUAGUUUUGUUUCUGAUUAUGUAAAAGUUACUUCAUGGGAAAGAAUUGAUGGAUUUUUAAUAACUCCUGGAAUUAUUAGCGCCAAAUAUGGUAUGUUGGAUAACGGAGAUCUUUAUAUACGAGAUACGACGGAACAUGAUGGAUCUUAUAGUUUUAGAUGCCACACUGAAAAUGAGAUUACUAAAGAGAAGAAAUCUAGCAUGAAUUAUUCAAGAAUCAUUGUAACAGAACCUCAUCAUAAUCAGCCUCCAAGAGUAACAGGGAAGUUGAAUCGUGUAACUGUACCCGUAGGACAUCGAGCCACUCUUCCUUGCAUUGCUCAAGGAUAUCCAGCACCAACUUAUCGUUGGCAGAGGACUCAAGAAGAUAAAAGGCCACUUCCAGAUCAUUCUGUAUCCGUCAGCCAAGAAGGAGGUGUUCUGAUAUUUCAUAAGGCUCAGUUAAGUGACUCGGGUCGUUAUGUCUGCAGUGCAACUAAUAACCUUGGAGAGGACAAAAUAGAAACUGAUCUUAUCGUUGAAGAAGCUCUUCGCAUAACUAUUAUCCCAGAAGACUUGCGUCUUGAAGUCGGGACAACAGCAACCUUCAACUGUUCCGUAAUAGGGAAUCCACCAGGUACUGUGACAUGGAGAAAAGACAUGCUUACCGUACUACCCAGCCACAGGCUAAUAUUUCCCAAUCCAUAUCUGUUGCAAAUUAGACAAAUCAAGAGGCAAGAUGCUGGUAUUUAUCAAUGCUUUGUCCGGAGAGAAGGUCACUCUGCUCAGGCAGCUGCAAGACUUAUCAUUGGUGAUCUGUCACCCGUAAUAAAACUCGGUUUCCAGGAAAAAACAAUGCGUCCAGGGAGAUAUGUAUCCCUGACAUGCAUUGCCUCUGGUCAUCCAGAACCUUCUAUUAAAUGGACUCUUGAUAGUAUAUGGCCUUUAUCUACAAGACUGGGUGUCCUUAUUAGCUCUUAUCAGAUGAGCAAUGGUAAUGUUGUGAGUUCUGUAAACUUCACAUCCGUCGAUGUCACAGAUAGUGGUUUGUACACAUGCGAAGCAGUUAAUGAUGUUGGAUAUGCCAGUUAUUCAAGGAGGCUGAAUGUGUUCGGGCCACUCUUUAUUCGAACAGUUAAUAAUAUGUCAGCCCUUUCGGGAGAAAGAUUUCAAGCAAUUUGUCCUUUUGGUGGAUAUCCUUAUGAAUCAAUUGUUUGGAAGAAAGAUAACAGAAUUUUACCUAUCAAUCAAAGACAGCAAGUAUUCUCAAAUGGGACUCUGGUCAUCAGUGGUAUGCAGCCUGCAAUAGAUGAAGGAACUUAUAGUUGUGAGGUCAGUGGAGGACAAAGCAUAACUCCGGUCUCACGUUCUAUCAGGAUCAUAAUACGAACUAAGCCGAAAGUUGGAAAAUUUGCUUUUCAAGAUGAUUUACACGAGGGAAUGAGAACAGCUGUUACUUGUGUUGUAGUAGCUGGUGAUGGUCCCCUUUCGACGAGAUGGCUCAAAGAUGGCAUGCCAUUUGAUGAAAAGAAUCUAGAUGCAACUAUUUCUACUGGUGAAGAUGGCUUUGUGUCAACUAUUACCAUAAAAUAUUUAAAAAAUAAACACAAUGGGAACUAUACUUGCAUUUCAGGCAAUGAUGUUUCAACCGGAUCUUAUAGUACUAUUUUACGAGUAAAAGUACCGCCAAGAUGGGUUAUCGAGCCAAGUGACACAUACGCUAUAGCUGGUCGAUCAGCCAUAAUUGAUUGCCAAGCAGACGGCGUGCCACAGCCACAUGUGCGUUGGAAAGUCGCCACAGAUCACCCUCCAAACAAAUUUAAAACAAUUGUCAGCAGUUCACACAUUCAUAUUCUAGUCAAUGGUUCUCUCAAUUUUCGAAGCGUUGAAACGACAGAUGCCGGGUUUUAUCUGUGUGAAGCAAAUAAUGGUGUCGAUUCUGGAUUGAGUACAGUAGUUCGAUUUACAGUUCACAGUCCACCACAAUUCUACUCAAAAUUCAUGGUAUUAGGUGCUAGGAGAGGAGAUAAAUGCGUUAUUGAAUGCAUAGCAAAAGGAGAUCAUCCAAUCAGAUUUUCUUGGAAAAGAAACAGUCAACUUGUUGAACCAACAGUUGAACCAAGAGCCUCAGAAAAAUUGUACGAAAGGGACACAGUUGUUCCAUCUCCAUCAAAGGGAUCAAGUAUCGGCUGUUUGAGUGCAUCAUCCUGUUUUCUUGACCACGGAGCUGACGUAAAGUAUCNAAUAGAAGAAAUAGUGGAUCAAGGUAUAAAAGCUUCUUUGGUUAUAGAAAAAGCCGAAAGAAAGGAUUCAGCUUUAUUUGAGUGCAUUGCAAUGAAUGAAUUUGGAGAGGAUACUAUGAAUAUACAAGUUACUAUAAAAGAUAUCCCCGAUGCUCCACAGAAUCUAGAGGUGCAUGAUAUAUCAAGCCGCAGUAUUAAACUUACCUGGGACAGACCAUUUGAUGGAAAUGCUCCAAUCAAUCAGUAUACAGUAAUGUGGAGGGACUCUGAUGAUAUUCCCGAUGCUCCACAGAAUCUAGAGGUGCAUGAUAUAUCAAGCCGCAGUAUUAAACUCACCUGGGACAGACCAUUUGAUGGAAAUGCUCCAAUCAAUCAGUAUACAGUAAUGUGGAGGGACUCUGAUGGUAAAACGGUUGGUGGUCCUCUUACGGUGCAUGGCACAGAAACAACAAUAACGCUAAGAGGUUUAAAACCUAAAACAAGAUACUUCUUCAAAGUGAAGUGCCUAAAUAGUAUUGGUGAGAGCCAAUAUGGUGCUGAAGUGGCAGCUACCACGUUGGAAGAACCUCCAAGAUUACCACCACACUCAAUAAAAGCUACUGCCAUUUCUUCAAUCAGCAUGAACAUCUCAUGGCAGGUGCCGCCAUCUUCAGAAGAUGAAUCUCGCAUCGAUGGAUUUUAUGUCGGCUAUAAACUUGUGUCCAGCAAAGAACCGUUCACUUUUGUCCCCGUUGACAAUGCACGCUUAAAUUCAGAACAAUUUUACGAACUAAGUAAUUUAAAUCGAAAUGUGGAAUACAGCUUCAUACUUCAGUCAUUCAACAAAAGAGGAGCUAGUCCGCCAUCUGAAAUCAUAUCCGCAAGAACCUUACAGUUUGAUAGACCAUUACCACCAAUAAUUAAGAAUCAUUAUACAACGUCAACUUCUAUAAAAAUUACUUGGGAAUACAGAAGUAUACCAAAUGCACCUGUAACAGAAUUAUGGUUGAAAUGUAGUUUUGUAUAUGUACUGUUCAUUUCAGGAUUUAUAUUGCAUCAUCGCAGUGAUGGAACUUUAUGGCAAGAAACUGUAAUUCCAGGGGAACGGACAGUUUACACAUUGCACGAUUUGUUAUGUGGGACAAAAUAUUACUGCUUUCUGGUCGCAACAAACAGUGCCGGAAGAGGAAAUGGGAGUGAAACAAUAUCCACUAAAACAGCUGGAAGUGCACCACUAGCUCCAGACAAAAGAGUUUUACUGUCAGUCAAUUCAAGUACGGUUACAGUCAAUCUAAACAGCUGGCAUAACGGUGGGUGUCCAAUCAGGUUCUACGUUAUCCAGUACAAAGUUAGUGGUCAGCAUGAAUGGACUUUGGUCAGCAACAAUGUGAUUCCAGAACAACAAACAGUUACAAUCACUGAUCUUGUGCCCGGUACUUGGUAUUCACUUUUGAUGACGUCAAAAAAUGACGCAGGCUCAACUGAUGCAGAGUACGUGUUUGCAACAUUGACACUUUCUGGAAAAUUUCCUCCUCGAUUAUCAGAAAGAAAUGAUUCACCUGCCUCAUUCUUUCGCCACUUGACUAUUACGGUACCUGUUGUCAGCUCUAUAAUCGUUCUUCUCUUUGUUAUUUGUGCAGUUUGUAUUAUAACUAAAAGGAGAUCUCCAAGAUGCCGACCACAAACUCAUAAUGGCUCAGAUAGCAAUAGUACUUUAAAGCAUGAAAAUAUUCCUCUUUCAACAAAUUAUGACAAUGCUCAAGAACCUGCUUACUAUCCCAUUCCAUAUGCAACUGGUAGAGUUCAAAAUUACGACAGAGAUCAUUACACAACAGCAGGCGAAGCUAAUCAACAAAAUCAUGGCACAAUAGGCAGCACAAGGAGUAGUUAUUUAUACAAAUCACCUGCUUCACCGAGAGCAGCGGAAAAGAAGGAAUGUAUUUAUGCUACCCCAUCAAUAAUAUCAACAAAUCAAAAUACAGGAAUGGAAUUAAGGAUGCGCCAAGAAUACGUCAUUUACGAAGCUCCAGAUAGAGAUAGGAGCUUAUUUUAUGAAGAUAAACUUUGGGUGCCUUCUUACAACGGAAAUUCAAGUACUGAAUCAGAGAAUGAAGCUGCUUUAUUUUCAUUACACCCUUCUGAAGAAAUAGAUUUCCCAGAAGAAACUAGAGAAUCUGAAACAGAGUGUGACAGACUAUGGAAAACAUAUGAAGUUCCAUCAUGUCAAAAAAUUAGCAGAUGGGAAGAAGGAUUUCGUGUUCUGAUAAAUUUCAUAGCUGUGAGUAAUUAUCUCACCAUCUUUAUGAAGUUUUGAAUGUACAACAUGAGUCAGAAAGAAUAUGGAACUGUGACGUCAACGCAAUUCUCCGUGGAUUCUGUUUUGAGUCCCGUGAUUCCCUCUCUGGUGCAAAAAAUAACUUCUAGUUUUAUUUUGGGAAAGAAAUAUUCAUUGUAUCACACUUGACUGUUACUAUUCGUGGAAGAUGUGAUGAAAUUUUAUAAAUAUAUCCUAUCGCCAUUUAUGAAUGUACAUAUUUUUGUUAAAUUAAUUAUUUGAUUAAUAAAUCCAUUUUCGCAACAUGUAUUUAUAUUUUGUACUAAUGUUUGUGAUAAAUAAGUUUAUAUGUAUUCAUCUGAAUGAAAAUUUGCUAUAAAUAAAAAGAAAGUUUUAUUUGA